AGCCGUUUAGUGUUUUCACGUCACUGCAAUCCGCUUGUGCGGCCAGUUGGCUCCCUGAGCAAGAUGGAAGAGUGGAAACUUGACAGGAAGAACAUCACUGCUGGAAGCUUCAAGUGGCAUGCAGAUGAGUACUACGCACGAAGUUCCAACAAGCCAAAACACAUGUACUCCCCUGACUGGCUGGAAAUUGAGACCAAAAAGCACCAAGAGAAAGCACGUGGUGGCACUGUGACGCUCAAAGUCAAUCCCUUGGAAGGCCCUCCCUCACCAAAGCCACAGUAUGGUUUUUUCGAUUCCACCAUGCAAUCUGAUGGCACCUUGCGCCCGCAGUCCCCUACUGCAAUGGAGCUUGGUUGGAACAAUUUGUCUGGCACGCAGCCAUUGGCAAACACGCUGAACAAGAGAAGGCCCAACACAGCACUUGGCACUAUGGGCAGGUCAUUUGAGUUGCAGGACACAUCACCAACUUCAAGCCCCAAGGGCGGUCGGCCUUCCACAAGUGUCCCUGGUGAUCGGAUGCCUCGAAACUUGAGCCUCCCUGAGUUCAGCCGUGGGGGCAUCCUGUCACCAACAACAAGCCCGAAGGGGUCGAGCAAGCUGUCUAUACCCUCGCCAAAAUCACCCUUCAGCCGUCGCGGGGAAGAGCUGAUGCCAAGCAUCGCUCGAGCUAUCUCGCAACCGCUUCAUGAGACUGCGUAUGCCCAACCAUCAGGGAGGAGGGCACGGCGCUGACUGGCAACACAAAAGC
Messenger RNA from Cladocopium goreaui, 748 nucleotides. NCBI's taxonomy places the organism in Eukaryota, Dinophyceae, Suessiales, Symbiodiniaceae. The record is from the annotation of a GenBank genome assembly.